This is a messenger RNA of Paramuricea clavata, 3895 nucleotides long. The record is from the annotation of a GenBank genome assembly. Lineage: Eukaryota; Metazoa; Cnidaria; Anthozoa; Malacalcyonacea; Plexauridae.
AUGUCGGAAGACAACGUCGUACGCCGUAACCCGAAGAACAACCGACGGAAGAACACGGAUGGUUAUCGGACCGACUCAGGAUGUUUCGAAGACGUCGACCUCCAGAUGGCCAACCAGCAUUCACCGACUUCAACCUCGUCGGAAUCUGUCGUGGUUGACAACAAUACUGUUGUGACAACCGACCAUAGCUCGGAGGAAUGCCGACUUGUGACGGAGCAUGCCGACGCAUCUCCGACAUCUCCUUCCCUCGCCGACGAGUGCGCGGAUGAUAAAGAUUUCCAUGCCAUCCUAAAACGACUAUCAGAUAUAACGACCAAUCCUGGAGAUUUGUACCGGUUAUGUUUCAACUCGAGAUUAUCAUUUUGUGGACAUAUGUCGGGUAAUGAAAACGAGGAGUCUUUUCGCCGUACGGGAGAAAUAGACCAAAAUGGCACUACUCUUGUUGAACAAGCAAAUGGCUGCACGAAUUGUGAAAUUUCUAAUGAAUCACCUUUGGAAGAGGGAGAAAAAUGUGCAAAGAGGUCAAGUCAUGGACAGCAAUGUGUCGAAUUGGUGUCAGUGCUCUCUUCAUUUAUGGUAAAAGCAAAAGAAAAUCCGAGUAUGUUAAAUCAUUCAACUUUGGGCAACUCACUAGUUGCACAAUUGUCCUCCUUACUUUCCACCUUAGAGGAAGCAAAGGAGAAUGCCAGUCAGUCAAAUGAAGGACAAUUGAUUACAGCUGGCCAACAAAUAUCCCCUGAUACAUUUCAACCAUCUAAACCCACCCAGUUGACUACGCCUGAGCGCACUGCACAGUCUGCAUCAAAUGUGGCCGAACAUAAAACUUCCCUCCCUGCACAAGACUCAAACACAUCCACGGACAAAGUUGAUUUGACAUUGAAAAAUUCAAACGACCGCCAUGACCAAGAGCCGUCUCACUCAACCCAAAGAAAAAAUGAGGAUCCUUUCCCUCAGAUCAAUAUGACUGAUUUGAUUGCAAGAGAGGAAUUGGGUAAUUAUAGUGGACAACCGUCAUCCCCGAGUCUAUACGAGGAAUUGGAAAGUGCUUUGCCUUCCUCGGGCUUUAGCGCACGACAUCAUAGUAUCCAUUCAGAUUCUAAAGUGAGUGAUGCUAUUUUUGAAGAUCUGUUGGACACCCAUAACGAACCGCCGUCACCUUUACCCAAUGCAGAGAAACUGGAAACUCCGUUGCCUACCUCGAGCCUUAGGACAUCUUUCGCUACCAACCGUGUACACCCAGAGCUUCACGAGGCUUUCCCUACUUCAAGACAUCCAUUGAAAAACCAAGACGGUAAGCCAUCACUCCUUAACCAAGGAGAAGAAUUCCAAACUUCAUCGCCAACGAUUGAUAACACUAAUACUACAUUGCAACAUCAAGACGAACGCCCAUCCCUGGCAAACCAUCCCGAAGAUAAUGAUGCUAUUCCAGAACUUAAUAUCAUUGACGGCCGAUCUUCCACCAGCUCCGGGACGGACGCCGACGAUGUCGUUACGAAUGGUCGCCGAGCGGUGAAGCCCUAUAGCUGGGAUUAUGGCGACAUUUGGGAAAAAGAACUGGAAAGAGCCAAGAGCUCGGAAUCGUUUAAUAAUGGUGGCAAAGGAGGUUAUUUACCUUCAAGGAAAAAUCCUGCCACGGACAUGAUGCCAUCGUUUGAGGAAAUACGUGACGAGUUAUUUCAAAAUGCUGGGUUUGUUAAUGACAACGGAGGUCGUUAUGAUGUUUCAAAACGGCGAAGUCGGUCUGCUGAUGCAAGGUACAGGGUUAUUUCCAGCUUUAUAGAAAGGUGUAUUGCAUUGCGAGCGUGCAUGUUUUGGUUCACGAAAUUUUAGAGAGUGCUCAAUAUCAUUAUAGAAUGUGAGCAAAUAGUAUACUUUUUCUUUCCCCGAGAUUGGCACCACAAGUUAUCUAUCUCAUAAGCAAAACUAUGCAGUACUGCAAUUCUAUGCAUUAUCUUAUAGAUCCAAUCUGCAAGAUGACAGCGUGUGGGCAGAUUACCACAAUACACAAAGUGACGUGCAUUCUCCGUUCGUACGAACAAUAUAUCAGAAUGAGACCAGGCCAAGCACAGGACUGAGAAGAAGCUGGAGCUCACAUCACAUCGGUGGUAACUCUGUCAUGGUGAAUGUUGAUUGGACACAUGGCAGAGAGGUCAGUAGAAACGUUUAGGUGAUCGGAAAAGUAUCAUCUGUUCUAUCCAAGGAUAAACAGUUAAAAGUUAAAACACUGCAUGAACUUUCAUGUUUGUCAACAAAUUUGGGAUGUUUUAAUUUCAAAAUUUCAAUAACAACAAAAUUUGAGGUAGAUAAGUUUUUGAUGUGCCAGACUAUAAAAGCUGUUACAUUAAUAAAAAAUUAAUUUUGUUGUGUUUGGCUGCCCAUAUGAACAAAAUUAACAUGAAAAUUUUAAUUUGACUAAACCAUGUCCUGGUAGUUACGUGCAGUUUCUUGUUAUUAUUUGCAAGUUUAUUUAUUUUUUCUCGUAAUGAAGAAAUGUUGGCGCGUGAAUGUAAUGGACCCAUUCUAUAAUGAACAAAAUUUUGAUCUAGACGGAAAUUUCAUCACAGCUUGAAAGAGCAUCACAAAAAUUAGUAAUAUUCCGAAGUUUCGUUGCGAAAUGUUGUAAAACGCGGAUAAUAAUUAUAGCCCUGCGAAGUUUGCUGUUAUUCAGUCAUUUUGUAUUACGCACGGGAAAUGAUAUCGCUUUCUGAAAAAAGUUAUCAAUUUCCCGUGCGUAAUACAAAAUGACUGAAAAACGGCAAACUUCGCAGGGCUAUAUUAUCCGUAUUUUACAACAUUUCGCAAUGAAACUUCGGAAUAUUACUAAUUUGGUGAUGCUCUUUCAAGCUGUGAUGAACUGAAUUUUUGUCUAGACUUGUCUAGAUCAAAAUUUUGUUCAUUAGGGAAUAGGUCCAUUCCACCAAUGAGUACUAAUAAACUCAAACCCAAUUACUGAUUCUUUCAGAUGAGGGUGAUUACUGGGUCCGCUGACCGAGGUUUUGACGAUGUUCGAGCUCAGAUUAUCAAAGAAGCAGUCGUGAAGACGAGCACCUUUCGAGGGCCGAAACCAUGGUCGAUACUGAAACGAAGACCUUCCGGUCUACGACGACGCUGGGCGAGAAAUGAAUCGUUUCGUUCAACCAACAGUGACAACUCCCGUGUAAGGAUGGAACACGAUUCAGAGAGCAGCGAUUCACCUUACGUCAGUGCGACGUCCUCCGAUUGCCUGACGAUGGCGACGGAUGACAGCUCUAGCGUAACGUCUUCCCAGUGUUACGCCGCGUCGUCGUUGCCAUCGUCACCAUCCGUGAGCAAUCGGAACAGCGCGUGUUUCUCCGAUACGAGUACGUCAGACGCCUCCGACAUCCGAAGAGUUGUGUACCAACGUCCUUUCUCCGAAUCUGCUCUCCCUGAACGUUAUGCCCGAGGAUAUGACAUCCCCUCAACACGUGGAAUGACAUUAGAUCAACGUUUUAGGUAUUUUGAAAAACAUAACCGUGUUUUACCAAACCAGGAAUUUCAAAAUACUUCAUUAAAAGGUCCGAGAAGUCCUCUCGUAAGAGCGGAUGACUUCCGCAACGACGAUUCCAAAAAUAUACGCGGCCAACCUUCUACCCUUCCUCGGAAAUGGCAAAAUGAUCAUCUAGUGUCACCGUUGCUCGUUCGUAGCGACUCCGAUUUGAAUAGUCUUACCAAGGUUCAGUUUGUCGGCGAUUCCUAUUCUCGAUCUCGCAUCAGCAAGAAUGUACGAUACACUCGGAAUAGGUCACAGAGCCCGUCUCCAGUCGGACCACGAUCGGCUCACACUCGCGUGGUUAGUUGUGAGAUUGUUCAAAGUGACAACAGAAAACGUGAUGUUUAUACCAAGGUAUGUUCCAUGUUCACGAAAUAUUUUAUU